UAUACAUGGCAUCAACGUGGCGCCCAAUGUCUCUCGCCUUAUUUUCUUUUGUUUUCCUGCAGAUAUCCUCGUCUUACGAGCAACUAUCCGCCUUUGUGGAAGGAAGCUCAGAUGAUGCACCGUCGAGAGACAUCAGCAUUCAAGAUGGAGGAUCAGGCAGCCCUGGUUCUCUGUCCGCAGCUGAAGCUCCUCUCCGUCGGGCUCUGCAGCCGUACGGAUGGCAGCUCGGCGUUCCUCCACGCAGAAAGCUGCUUCAGUCUCCGGGAUUGUUGCUUUAUUCUCCUCUGAGUGUGACAUACAACGGAAAGACCUGCAUCCUCUUCAGGGCCCGGAAGCUGGCCAUCAGGUACAGAAACCACAGUCUGGUGGAUCUCACAGAGAAAACCUUCAGCCCAGACACACCGCUCGACACCAAAGGAUCCUUCUGCAGUAAAGAUAAAGCCAUACUCAAUCUGCGUUUCGGUGAUGUGGAAGAUCUUCGAGGACUCUCCAUCAGGCUACAGAUGUCAAACACGUUUUAUGAGUCGGCAGGACAGAACUGGUUCACGCUCGAUAACGUGCACAUCCAUUAUAACUGGACGUACGAGGCCACAUUUAAUGCCACAGAUGUGUACGCGCCGUCCACCAACUCAUACCACUGCCAGCACGUCAGCAGCCUGCAGAAAUACGACACGCUGCUGGUGCCUAGCGCCAACACUGACCAUGCUGCAAACUGGCACAUCACAUUCACAGACUUCCAGAUUCAGGCCUUCAAUGUUCAGUCCAGUAAGUUUGCUCCGGCCAGCGACUGUGCCACGUUCUUCACUCCGGCCAUCCUGAUGGGCCUGAUCACAUCUCUGAUCCUGCUGCUGGUUCUGGCCUACGCCCUGCACAUGGUGGUGCAUCUGAAGCACAUCGACCGCUAUGAAGAGCACAAGACCACCGUUUAUUUCCCCCGCAGCACAGAAGCCGAGUGCACAGAGAAGAACAGCCUCUAGGGGGCACCGCACAGGACUCUUAUAACCAGACUGACUCCCGUCCGCACCGCCGUCUGGGACUGACUGCACCACGCCAGUGAUGUCAUUGUGGUGGGACAGUGCAAGUCCGAAUCCGGCUCCUUUGGGACAUCCGAGGAUUUGGAGAUUUCUCACCAAAAACUAAAUCUAAGAAUUAAAUAUUCAGCGUCGGGUUUGGCGAGACGUCCGUUUUCUGGAGGAUUGUUGGAAUGCAACUGCAACUUAAUAAUGAUUCAUUGGA
This is a messenger RNA of Danio aesculapii, 1236 nucleotides long. RefSeq names its product ATPase H+ transporting accessory protein 1 like a (gene atp6ap1la). Gene Ontology annotation, cellular component: proton-transporting V-type ATPase complex. The record is from RefSeq and is a predicted model, not a curated record. The coding region runs from base 6 to 977 and encodes 323 amino acids. The transcript is spliced from 7 exons. NCBI's taxonomy places the organism in Eukaryota, Metazoa, Chordata, Actinopteri, Cypriniformes, Danionidae.